UUUUAUGAAAAGGAUGUUUUGUUUUUAUUUCCUAAAUUUAAUAAUUUUUCUUAACAACAUAAACUUCAUUUAUUCCGAUAAAGGAAUAGAUAUUAGCUCUCCAGCUAAUUUAGAACAAACAAAAUGUUUUAAGAAAAAUGGAUAUAAAUCUAUUUAUAUUCGUGUAUGGCAAUCAAAUAAUAAAUUUGAUAGUAAUUCUGUUAAUACAAUUAAAAAUGCUCGUACAGCAGGGAUUGAUAAUGUUGAUUGUUAUGUAUUCCCUUGUGCUAAAUGCAAGGAUACUAAUCCAAAAAAUAUUAUUGAAACAAUCCUCAAAAAUUUAAAAGCAAAAAAUGUUAAAUGUGAUCGAAUUUGGGUAGAUGUUGAAGGUCCGCAAUAUUGGAAAACAAAUAAACAACAAAAUGUUGAUUUUAUUCAGGGAAUGGUUAAUGAACUUAAAGCAAACAAACAAAAAAUAGGAAUUUACACUUCAAAUGCCCAAUGGCAACCCAUUACUGGAGGUUCUACAAAAUUUAAUGAUUUUCCUCUUUGGUAUCCACAUUAUGAUAAUAAGGCUAAUUUUGUUGAUUUUAAACCUUUUGGAGGGUGGAAAAAGCCGUUAAUUAAACAAUAUGAUGAUAAUAAAAAAGUUUGUAAUGUUAAUGCCGAUUUAAAUUUUUUUUGA
Meloidogyne enterolobii is the source of this 664-nucleotide messenger RNA. NCBI's taxonomy places the organism in Eukaryota, Metazoa, Nematoda, Chromadorea, Rhabditida, Meloidogynidae. The record is from the annotation of a GenBank genome assembly.